Molecule: messenger RNA, 4164 nt
Organism: Delphinapterus leucas (beluga whale)
Lineage: Eukaryota; Metazoa; Chordata; Mammalia; Artiodactyla; Monodontidae
Source: RefSeq, a predicted model, not a curated record
CGAUGCCACAAGCUAGGCUGCUCCAAACCUUCUGUAUGUAAGUGGCAAUGAGAAAGAGCAUCUUUUUGGCUGAGACGAGACAUGUAGAAAGGAUGUUUCUGAUUUUUUGUUUUCAUUUAUUUUUGUCUUCACAGAAUAUAAUCAAUGAGGCAACUUAGCCAGCCUGGGUGAUUGCUUCGAGUCUUGUAAUUAUCUGUGUAGCAAAGUGGGUAAAAUUAUUCAAUUUCUUCCCUGCUGGACCUAGAAGGAGAGGGGCUGUGUGUUCAUCCCCACCCAUUAGCUAUGCCUUCUUUUCUCUGAAUGUCGAUUUAAGGAAGCAAGCACCUGUCUUCUGCCACCGCAUCUUCCUAGCAAACUUUAAAGGCCAUUUUAUCUGAUAGGAAGAACAUCAAGAAUGCUCUGAUCUCUAGUGAUGAAGAAUCUGGGAGUGGACACUUUUCCCAUCCAGGUACAAUGCACUUUAAUUGAAGAAAAACUGAGCUGAACUACAAGUCUAUUUCUUAUGGUGCUGGAUUACUCCUACAGAACUGCCCUGAGAUCAGCCGCGAGAGAGGGCUCUGACAGACACAAGUCACCUUCUGAAUAUUGCACUUAGCUGUCCCUGGGGACUUAAAUUUUGGAAGUGUUCCUUUUCACAUGAAAUCCUCCAGGAUGAUGAGUUCUAAUCCUGAGGAAGACCCUCUGGACACGUUUCUCCAGUAUAUUGAGGAUAUGGGGAUGAAGGCCUACGACGGAUUGGUUAUUCAGAAUGCAUCAGACAUUGCGCGAGAAAAUGAUCGCUUGAGAAAUGAAACAAACCUGGCCUACUUGAAGGAAAAGAAUGAAAAACGCCGAAGACAAGAAGAAGCAAUAAAACGCAUAGGUGGAGAAGUAGGGCGAGGCCACGAAGGAACUUACGCGGGCAAACACUUCCGCAUGGGAUUCAUGACGAUGCCCGCUCCUCAGGACAGGCUGCCGCAUCCUUGCUCCAGUGGCUUCUCUGUGAGGUCGCAGUCGCUGCACUCGGUCGGGGGCACAGACGAUGACAGCAGCUGUAGCUCCCGGAGACAACCACCCCCCAAGCCCAAGAGGGACCCCAGCACCAAGCUGAGCACGUCGUCCGAGACGGUCAACAGCACGGCGGCCAGUAAGAGCGGGAAAGGCCCCGAGCGGAACGAAGUGUCAGCCAAGCCAAGACCCCACAGUGAUGAAUAUUCAAAGAAGAUUCCUCCUCCAAAACCAAAACGGAAUCCAAACACUCAGCUCAGCACAUCUUUUGACGAAACGUAUGUCAAGAAGCACGUGCCCCGGAGGACCUCACUCCCUCGGGACCCCUCCCUCUCCCAGGUCAGCAGCCCCUCAGGGGGCCCCGAGGAGGAGGAACCCGUGUACAUUGAGAUGGUGGGGAACAUUCUCAGAGACUUCCGGAAAGACGACGACGACCAGAGUGAGGCCGUCUACGAAGAAAUGAAAUACCCCAUUUUUGACGACUUAGGCCAAGAUUCAAAGUGUGACCUUGACCAUCACAGUUGUUCUUCGCAGUGUGCUACUCCCACGGUGCCUGACUUGGACUCGGCCAAGUCCUCAGUGCCAUGUACCCCGAAGGGUUUGCUCUGUGACAUCCCUCCGCCCUUUCCCAACCUGCUUUCUCAUAGACCCCCGCUGCUGGUGUUCCCCCCGGCCCCUGUGCAGUGCUCCCCCAACUCCGAUGAGUCUCCGCUCACACCCCUGGAGGUCACAAAGCUUCCUGUGUUGGAAAACGUGUCUUACAUGAAACAGCAGGCCGGGGCGUCACCAUCCUCCUUGCCGUCCCAGGCCUCCGGCCACCCUAAACUGGAGAAAGACCAGGCCGGAGCCCUGGGACCCGUUCCUGCUGCCUCGGUUCUCUCCUCGUCCCCUCCCCCGCCUUCCACUCUAUACCGAACGCAGUCUCCCCACGGCUACCCCAAAAGUCACUCUGCCUCUCCGUCACCCGUCAGCAUGGGCAGGUCCCUGACCCCGCUCAGCCUCAAAAGGCCCCCGCCCUACGACGCCGUGCAUUCAGGCAGCCUCUCCAGGAGCUCUCCAUCAGUGCCUCAUUUGACCCCCAGACCGGUGUCGCAAGAUGGGAGCAAGAUGGUCAAUGCCUCGGUCAAUACCUACGGGUCGGCUCCAAGCGGUUCCCGGUCCAGAACACCCACGAGUCCUUUGGAGGAACUAACCAGCCUCUUUACCUCGGGACGCAGCCUGCUGAGGAAGUCGUCCAGUGGCCGCCGCCCUAAAGAACCUGCAGAAAAAUCAGCAGAGGAGCUGAAAGUUCGGAGCCACAGCACGGAACCAAUACCAAAGUUGGACAACAAAGAGAGAGGACAUCAUGGGGCAUCUUCCUCCAGAGAGCCUAUCAAAGCUCAGGAAUGGGAUGGAACACCUGGGCCACCUGUGGUCACCAGUAGACUGGGAAGAUGCUCUGUGAGCCCCACCUUGCUAGCAGGAAACCACAGCUCAGAACCGAAAGUAAGCUGCAAGCUAGGCCGGUCUGCGUCCACAUCAGGUGUGCCCCCUCCAUCCGUUACUCCUCUCAGGCAAGCCAGUGACCUGCAACAGAGCCAGCUCCCUCAGUACUAGUUUUUCACCCACCACUUCAGAUCAUGGUUGGAGCUUUCUGAGAAGUAUUGCAGGAGGAGACAGAAGGGACGGAGGUUACUCCAGCAGAGAUGGGUAGAGCUGGCCAAAAGGGACUGCCGCCCACCCCCAGGAGCCUAGGCCAAUGAUGAUGGACCACCCCUAAAGAAUCUGGAGACAGUAGUGAUUGACUGACCUGCCGAGGAGCCUGGGGCGCAUAGUGACUGCCCACCAAGGGCAUUUGUGUAAAAAUAAAAGUGGAGGUAAUGUUUGCUUGGCUAUGCAGUCUGUUUCGGCUUCAGGUAAUAUAGGAGACACAAGAUUUGUAGAAAUGUAUAGUCUCAUCUGACUGGAACUUUAAAAUACCUAGGAGAAGACGGGAAGUUCAAGAAAGAAGUAUGAGUUCCAAAGCAUUUAGAGCUUCUUACACAACGCAUAAUACCCUCUAAAACUCGGUGAGAUGAAAAAUAGAUCUUUUCUUUCUUAAUUCACUCCUGAAUAAAUAGAGCAGUCACGGGGCAAUUAGGGGAAAGUGACAUUUCCUUGGAAUUUUACAGCAAAGCAGCCACAUAUUUUGGCAUUUGUCACAAAGCAAACCUUUGGAAAUUAGAUUGAAUUUCUGCAGCUUCCAUGAGAAAGCUAUUUUAUUUUCUUAUUUAUAAAAGCAAAACGGUAUAGGAGAAAUAUUUUGCACUUGAAGCACAUCACUUUAUCUUUUUUUUUCUUCUGUAGUGAAGUAGAAAGCUGUGUACUCAGAAGAAAGAAGUGUGAGUGCCUCUAUAGACAGCAAAUGCUGUUCAUGUGAUCCCUCCAUCUCUGGACUAUGGUGUUAGUGACCCCCAUUAAUCUGGAGAUGGGGCCAUCUCUAGUUUUACUGCAGCAGGUGAUGGGAUAGAAACUAAGGAGCAGGGCCAUGAGAAAGCCAGUCUUUCCUUCAAGGAAGGAGCAGCUAGGGUGUGUCUCCAGAGUGCCAGCUGUCUUUGGAAAAAUGUUCCCAAGAAAUGUCUGUACUUAUUUCUUCUGGGAAGGAAGGAGAUGAGAGCCACAUCCUCUGACACACACAUGCACACACACACACACACACACUCUCCCAAUAUACUUAUGCACAUGAAUACACACAAACUCUCACAUACUCUGCCCACUGUCUCACACACACAAUCACACACGAACACACACACUUCACAUUUUUUAAGUAACAGCCCCCCAAGUCAAAUCAGGGAAUCACAGAGCUAACAGUGACCUAAGUGUUGAACUGAGAACUCACCUUCUCUCUGAGGUUUGUCAAUUGUUCUAAACUAGAUUAUCUCUGAUUAUCCUUGAUGUCGGGAAGGGGGUAACAGAAAGCCAUCUGUCACUUCCUUUGGACAUACAUUUCAAAAUCUGAGAGCCCCACAUUUCUCUAGAAAUUUAAAAAUCGCCCCUGAAGCUGUUAUCUCUUGUUCCGUGGGCCCUGUGUGGCUUGAGAGCUGCCUUCUCACUACCCAGAAGAGGCCUUGCCCAGGCUGGUCCAUGCUGUGCACUUAUAAGCUGUUAUCCAGGGAAACAAGCCCAGUUCCUUUCAACUUGCCCCUUCAGGAUUAUUUC